Cylicocyclus nassatus is the source of this 615-nucleotide messenger RNA. Lineage: Eukaryota; Metazoa; Nematoda; Chromadorea; Rhabditida; Strongylidae. The record is from the annotation of a GenBank genome assembly.
AUGCUUUACACAAUCUUACUUCUCUGUAUUGUAUUAUCAGCAAUCCCAGUAGACGGUCUGACUUGCAAACAUUCGGGAAGGCGUGCGUUGUGCUACACUCGUUCAAAGAAAAUAUCUUACACGGGAAGUUUGUCAAACUGUGUGAAAGUGUGCAAGACCAAGGAAGUUCGAGUCGCCGAUAAGACCUGUGACGCCUGCCGGAAGAAGUUCAUCAUUGACGAGCUUUUUGACGACGACUCCAACAGUUACCACUGCGGAAACAACACCGACAACACCACCACGCCUUCAGUAUUGACUUGUUUAGAUAUAAGAAUGGCUUGUUCGGGGUGUAACCACAGAUCGAAAAAACCAACUCGAUUCUGUAAGAAGUGCCAUGAAGAGCUGAAGCGUUGCCGCAAGUAUGAGCGGAGAACGCUACCAACAACGACGACGGUAUCAACAACAAGAAAGAGAUUUGAAGGACCAUGGCCUGCAAAGGAAUGCCCGAAGUUAUGGUUAGAGUUUGACUGGUUUUGUCGCAUGAAAGCAACCACCAGAUACUGCAAAUAUGUCGCUGUCCAAAUGGAGAACAAGUACUGUUACAACCACAAAUACUUUCGAAAUCGUCCAGAAUGA